AUGGUAGAGACAAAUCCUAGCACAGCCGAACCCAUCACAAAUCCGGUAAAAACCCAUGUCAAAGACCCAAGAAUGGUUGAGGCAGGACGAAGGCUUGCUAAGAUCAGUCAGGAGGCAAAAGCCAGGAAGCGCGCACAACGCAAAGAAGCAGCUAAGGAAGAACAAAACGCUCUGGACACAGAGAAUAGAUGUUAAUGGUCUGUUAUUACACUGCAGAGAGUUGGUAUGGUGGUAGGUAUUACUGUAGGACUCGGAUCCCUAUACGUCAUGUGGUGUAAUCGUCGGGAGAAGAGCGAAAAGACGGAGGAGAGCAAAUCCACAGAGGAACCACAGCCUACACCAAAACCGCAGGGUAGUGCAGACCUGUUUGACUAAAAAUGGAAAUAGAGGGUAUAAUAAAACAAUAUCACAGUUAUUCUUGGACAUACUGACCUUUUCCAUAGCAGCCGGAACCGUACUGAUUUACAUCCACACGGUUGAGGCGACAGAAGCCAAACGCAAGGCGAUAGAAGCCGAAUGCAAGGAGAGUGAAGACAGGAUGCUUGACACCUUGGAAACAAGAUUCUCUCUAAUCCUGGAAAAGAAGCUGAAAGACGAGAAUGCUUAG
This is a messenger RNA of Paramuricea clavata, 607 nucleotides long. The record is from the annotation of a GenBank genome assembly. Lineage: Eukaryota; Metazoa; Cnidaria; Anthozoa; Malacalcyonacea; Plexauridae.